This is a messenger RNA of Lineus longissimus, 1050 nucleotides long. Its product is annotated as multiple coagulation factor deficiency protein 2 homolog. Bases 122 to 628 code for a protein of 168 amino acids. The transcript has 5 exons. Gene Ontology annotation, molecular function: calcium ion binding. The record is from RefSeq and is a predicted model, not a curated record. Lineage: Eukaryota; Metazoa; Nemertea; Pilidiophora; Heteronemertea; Lineidae.
AGUAUAUAUACCAUUAGAUCUAAACAGAGAAUCAUCGAACGAAAUCAAGCAUAGUAUUUGCGGCAUAAGUCUUGAAUUCAUUCGACCAGGACGCCACCACAGCUCAACGCAAAUAAAGGGAAUGGAUAUGCGUGCCCUGUCUUCACUUAUCUUAUGGUUGGCAAGCGCUUGCCUCUGUUCCUCACACUCUCAACAGAUGAACGAAGGCUACAUGGGAUCGAAGAACGGCCAAGCUCAGAACAGGCUCAAGGAUGCGAACACAGUCCAUGAUAGAGAUCAUUUAAAGGAACAUCUCGACAAGUCAGCAAAUGUAGAUUUCGACAAAAUGAGUGAGAGGGAAGUGUCUUUUCAUUAUUUCAAAGUUCAUGAUUUGGAUAUGAAUAAUAAACUUGAUGGCCUCGAGCUUCUUCAGGCUUUCCUCCAUGGUUAUGAGGAAAAUGUUGAGGACAAAGGUACUGAGGAGGAUAGGAGGAAGGCACGAGAAACAAGGGAGGACAUGGCAAUAGCAACACUGGAUUUGACUCUGGCAGAAUUUGAUGCCAAUGACGAUGGAUACAUCGAUUAUGUUGAAUUCGGUAACUCCAUCGACAGACAUCUAGAGAAUUCCAAACCUAACAAAUCACAAUAGAUGUAUGAACAGAUGAAAAAACUGACUUGUUGAUCUGCUGUCCAUGAGGAUGUGUUGGAAACCACCAUAUAUGCUGAAAAAGAUGCUGUCAGUCAGACUAGUGCCAUGCCAGAGUCUUCCUAGACCAAGAGUAGAGGUUCAGCACUAUCAAGACCAUUGUCUUCUUCUUCAGCGUUCGCCCCGCACUUGGAGGAGUUCAUAUCCUUCAGAGAAUAUUUGUCCUCCAAAGGCAGGAUAAGUAUUUUUGCAUACCACUAUGGUUAUGCACCACUUAUGGUUGUCAAUAUAGUUACCCAUGACUUCAGUUCUAUGGACUAGUCUGAUUUUUGGUAUGAUUGCUCUGAAGUCUUGGCCACAUUAUAGAUGGCAUCGUCUUUCUUCAUGCAUUCUGGAAUUGAUUAAUCACUGUCCUUUUAUGAGGU